Molecule: messenger RNA, 2609 nt
Organism: Formica exsecta
Lineage: Eukaryota; Metazoa; Arthropoda; Insecta; Hymenoptera; Formicidae
Gene: tral
Product: protein LSM14 homolog A
Exons: 7
Coding region: 83-1618 (511 amino acids)
Biological process (GO): P-body assembly; cytoplasmic stress granule assembly
Cellular component (GO): P-body
Molecular function (GO): mRNA binding
Source: RefSeq, a predicted model, not a curated record
UGUCAGCUGGGAGUUCUCGUCAGAUGGUGUCGUGAAUCCCGUUAAAUCACAUCGAUCAGUGCGCGACGGAGACAGAGUCAAGAUGAGCGGUGGUAUGCCAGAGCUGGGCUCGAAGAUCAGCUUGAUCUCGAAGGCAGAUAUUCGCUAUGAGGGCCGACUGUUCACCGUCGAUCCGCAGGAGUGCACGAUCGCCCUUGCUAACGUGCGCUCCUUUGGUACUGAGGACCGAGAAACUCAACUUCCUGUGGCACCACAAAAUCAAGUGUACGAGUACAUCCUGUUUCGUGGAUCUGACAUCAAAGACAUUAGAGUUGUCAAUAAUGUUAGUUCUAUUCCCAAUGAUCCAGCUAUUGUGCAGAUGACAGUGCAGCCAUCUAUAGGUCAGCAAUCAUAUCAACCGCAGCCCAGUUAUGGCCAUCCGAUGAUGGGCCAGAUGGGCCCAAUGGGUGGCCAAUACGGAGCCCCCUACGGCAUGGGUAUGGGAGCCAUGGGCCCAGUAAUGGGAAUGCAGACUGCAGCUAGAGAUCCUCGCGGAACAAUUAAUAAACAGCAAAGUGAGUUGAGCUUGGGCUCCGCUGAACCCAAUGCCAUCUCUAUCCCAAACUCACUGCCAACGGCCAAUAUCGACCCAUUACCAAAAGAUCAAUCUCUGGAAGAUGGUGUAUUGGAUCUCAUCAGUGGUGGUUCUCGUUCUACCACUCCUACAUCAUCCUUACUCACAAGGAAAAGCCCAACCAUGGAUCAAGGUAUUCAGGUAGGACAUGAACAGCAAUCGCAGCAGCAGAGUAGUAACAUUGGAAAAAUGAAUGACAAGUCAAACAUCAGAACCGUCCAACCGCCUCGUCGAGAUCACGAUAGUCACGGAAGUGCUAAGGCUAAUAUGGGCAUGUCUCAUUAUAACGAUGCAAAGAGGGACAUGAUGAAGCACGAUGGCCAUAACCAAGGUCAUGGCCAAGGUGGUCGAGGUAACCGCGGUCAUCAUCCCCAAGGUGGUUGGGUGAAUCGCGGCAAUAUGAGAGGUAGAGGAGGAGGUAGAGGACGCGGUAAUUUCCGUACGAUUCAAGCAGGCAACGCUGGUGCCAAGCCUAAGAAUACACUCAAAUUUGACAAUGACUAUGAUUUCGAGCAAGCCAACACUGAAUUCGAAGAGUUGAGAUCGCAAUUGGCAAAAACGAAGAUCGAUGGCACAGACAACGAGAAGAAAGACGACAGUGGGAAUGAAACAGGCGCGGGUGAAGGUGAACCUGAGGAAGAACCAGAGAUUGUUCACUAUGAUAAAUCGAAGUCAUUCUUUGAUAAUAUUAGCUGUGAAGCUGUCGAAAGGAGUAAAGGGCGAUUCCAACGCACGGAUUGGAGAACGGAACGAAAGCUGAAUUCGGAAACGUUUGGCGUAGCUUCCACGAGACGCGGAGGAUUCCGCGGCCGUGGUUAUUUCACUCGCGGAAUGGGAAACAUGUACAGAGGCAGCGGUGGUGGCAACCCCGGUUUCCGGGGUGGCUAUCGAGGUAGCAGGGGCGGUAAUCGAAAGCCUCCUAACCAACUACAGAAUAAUACGGUGAGUCAAAAUCGCGCGACCAACGAACAGUCUGCCUCUCAAUCGCAGACGAACGUUAUUUAAAUAUAAAGGAAGAAUGUAAUUUGUCACCGGUACGGCGUAAAAGAGUAUAAGUAAUAUGCCGCGGAGUAUGAGCGAUGCGCUGCUAUAUAUAAGUAUUGAACUAUAGAUUAAGAUUUUUACGAUAUGUGGUCUACCGUUACGGACUGAUUUGGGUUAGAAUUUGGCAAUCGAAUAACAAAAGAUACACGCGGCCGGCGUAAUUGUAGAUUAUAUUGUAUAAGGAAGCGCGCUUUUUUUUUUCUUGCAAGCGCCGAACCGGUGGUUACGUGUGGAGUUAGAUGACAAGAAUCGCACAUAUGGACGUUUCUGGCGCAUAUGACUCUUUGCAUCGAUAUUUUGCGACGAGAUCGAAGAAGGUACUUUUAGAGACAAAUUUUCUUAUCGCUUAGUCGACAAUGAUCACGAUGAGUUGGCGUCAAGAAAAAAAAAAAAAUACAUUUUCGUCAGGGAAGUAAAGUCAAUUACAACUAGGAUGUUGUUCCUUACCCUUCUUUUUUAUAUUGAUACUUAUUUGUGGAUUCAGAUAUAAGAACAUUUAAGGAAGAAAAUUAUGGGAGGGGAAAUAGUCAUAAGUUUUAUUUAAUUAGAAGUAUGUGUCUAUCGAUAAAAUUCUUAAUCUGAAGCUACACUUUAAACAAAUUAGUUUGUAGCUAGGAAAAAUUGUACAAUUCGAUCGUGAUCAUUCUUCAGUCCGGUUUUCUCAAGACUUGACUAUAAAUAAUUAUGGAAUGGCUUUAUGAUGAUGGUGACUUGAUGAUACUGGUCGUUAUGGAAUAGCUGGUUUGUAUCCGUAUAUCGGAAGUGGAUGGUAACAGACGUGCAUAAAAGUACUUUCUCAUCAAAGUAUGUAAAAAUCGAUUGUAUCUAAUUGCAUUUGUCGAGAAUAGAAAUACUGUGAAAUAUAUAGUACAAGGCAAAUUUGGCGAAAAAAGAUAUCCUUUUAUUUUGUUUUGUUUUUUCUUUUUUUUCUUUUGAGCAUACGCAGACAAAA